Morone saxatilis (striped sea-bass) is the source of this 15216-nucleotide messenger RNA. Its product is annotated as low-density lipoprotein receptor-related protein 1-like. The record is from RefSeq and is a predicted model, not a curated record. Lineage: Eukaryota; Metazoa; Chordata; Actinopteri; Moronidae. Gene Ontology annotation, molecular function: protein binding; calcium ion binding.
CUCCGGGGCUUCAGGCUCAAUCUGUGGCCAGCAGCAGCAGAGGUGGUGGGGAGGAGAGGAACAUUUGAUCCACUUCUUUAUUUCCUCCUGUGGUUGCUUCUUCACCGGGGCAGGCAGAACAAAGGGGGGACAACUGCAUGAUUAGAGGCGCCGGCUCUCCUUCAUCUCGACUGCAAGCCAGGCUAGCUUGAUGCUCAGUUCAGCCUGCUAGCCUUUGUGGCAGGGCUGUCCAUGCAUCCAAGGAGCCCCUGAGCAACCCCGGGCUGGGAGAAGCCUGUUUCUCUAUUUUUUUUUUUUUUUUUGCUUUGACAGUCUUCAAAAACUGUGCUCCGAUCCGAGUGGGCAGACAGCAGCAUCCUUGUCAGCUUCAUUGCGCACCCAGAAAGCGGAUUUCCACUGAGGAGCAUCACUGCCUGGGCACGGUUACACGUCGUCGCCGGUCUGCAACCUCCAGCUUGACAGGACCAAGAGGCGAUUGAUGAGAAUAAUCUCUCAAGAUAGGCUACAAUGUUGCGCACCACGGCCAACAUGUUGGCAACAGGAUUGCUUUUCUUGGGAUUGUUGCACAGUUUGGAAGUAAUCGCUCCGGGAAGAGCUAUUGAUGCCCCGAAGACCUGCAGCCCAAAGCAGUUUGUAUGUAAAGAUGGGGUGACGUGCAUCUCUAAGGGCUGGCGCUGUGAUCGGGAGAAAGACUGUCCAGACGGCUCCGACGAGGAGCCUGAUGUUUGUCCAUACAGCAGCAUAUCGCGGUGCCCUCCCAAUGAGUACCAGUGUGGAGGAACAGAACUCUGCAUCCACAUGAGCAAACUGUGCAACGGAGCUCCAGACUGUACAGACGGCUGGGAUGAGGGACCACACUGCAGAGAGUUUAUGUCCAACUGCUCACUCACGGGAUGUCAGGAAAACUGUGCGGUGACUCCAGCAGGGACUGCUUGUUACUGUAAGAGUGGUUAUGAGAUCAGCCCAGAUGGAAAGACAUGCAAAGAUUUUGAUGAGUGCAGUGUGUACGGGACCUGCAGUCAGUCCUGUACCAACACUGAAGGUGGCUACACCUGCUCCUGUGUGGAGGGCUACUUGUCCCAGCCAGACAACCGCUCGUGCAAGGCCAAGAAUGUGCCAGUAGACCGUCUGCCUGUCCUGUUGAUUGCCAACUCCCAGAACAUCCAAGCCACCUCCCUGAGCGGCACCUCAGUCCACAACCUGCUGUCCACCAGCACCAAACAGACUACAGCCAUGGACUUCCUCUACACAGAGGAGACCGUUUGCUGGAUCCACGUGGGAGACUCCCCCUCAUCCACACACCUCAAAUGUGCCAAGAUCCCCAAUCUGAAGAGCUUCACAGAGGAGAGAGUCAUCAAUAUCUCCCUCAGUCUGCACCAUGUGGAACAGAUGGCCAUCGACUGGCUCACCGGAAACUUCUACUUUGUGGAUGACGUGGAUGACAGGAUCUUCGUGUGUGACAAGGACGGGCAGACAUGUGUCACACUCCUGGACCAGGAGCUGUACAACCCUAAAGGCAUCGCCCUGGACCCCACCAUGGGUAAGGUAUUCUUCACAGACUACGGUCAGAUCCCUAAAGUAGAGCGCUGCGACAUGGAUGGCCAGAACCGGACCAAGCUUGUGGACAGUAAGAUUGUAUUCCCCCACGGCAUCACACUGGACCUCGUCAGCAGGCUGGUGUACUGGGCUGAUGCCUAUCUGGACUACAUUGAGGUGGUGGACUAUGAAGGCAAGAACCGGCACACCAUCAUCCAAGGCCUGCUGAUCGAGCACCUCUACGGGCUGACUGUGUUUGAAAACUAUCUGUAUGCCACCAACUCAGACAACGCUAACAUGCAGCCUAAAACCAGUGUGAUCAGGGUCAACCGCUUUAACAGCACCGACUACCAAGUCGUGACCAGGGUGGACAAGGGAGGGGCACUGCAUGUCUACCACCAGAGACGCCAGCCUCCAGUUCGUAGCCAUGCAUGUGAGGUGGACCAGAAUGGGAAGGCUGGUGGCUGCUCGGACAUCUGUCUGCUUGGUAACGGCCAUAAGACUCGAACCUGCCGCUGUCGCUCUGGGUUCAGCCUGGGCAGCGACGGAAAGUCCUGCAAAAAACCUGAGCAUGAGCUCUUCCUGGUCUAUGGUAAAGGUCGCCCAGGGGUCAUCAGGGGCAUGGACAUGAACGCCAAGGUGCCAGAUGAGUACAUGAUCCCCAUAGAGAAUCUGAUGAACCCCAGAGCUUUGGACUUUCAUUCUGAGAGCGAGUUCAUUUACUUUGCCGACGCCACCAGCUACAUUAUCGGGCGGCAGAAAAUUGAUGGAACGGAGAGGGAUACCAUUGUAAAGGAAGGAAUCCACACAGUGGAGGGCAUAGCUGUGGACUGGAUGGCUGAUAACUUGUACUGGACAGAUGAUGGACCUAAGAAAACCAUCAGUGUGGCUCGGUUGGAAAAGGCUUCACAGACCCGCAAAACCCUAAUUGAGGGAAAAAUGACUCACCCUCGUGCCAUUGUAGUGGAUCCUCUACAUGGGUGGAUGUACUGGACAGACUGGGAGGAGGACCCUAAGGAGAGCAAGCGAGGCAAAAUUGAGCGGGCUUGGAUGGACGGCUCUAACAGAAACGUGUUUCUGACCAGCAAAACAGUGCUGUGGCCCAACGGUCUGAGUCUGGACAUCCCACAGGGCAUCCUCUACUGGGUGGACGCCUACUACGACCGCAUUGAGAUGGUCUACCUUAACAGCUCAGAGCGCAAGCCGGUGUACGAAGGUCAGGAACUGAGCCACGCCUUUGGUCUGUGUCAUUAUAAACACUUCUUGUUCUGGAACGAGUAUCGUAGUGGCAGCAUUUACAAGUUGGACACCACCACUGGCACCGCUACUCUGCUGCGCAACGAGAGACCGCCCAUCUUUGAAAUCCGCAUGUAUGACGCUCAGCAGCAGCAAGGCUCUAAUGCGUGUCGUGUGUACAAUGGUGGCUGCAGCAGUCUGUGUCUGGCCAUACCAGAAGGCAGGCAGUGUGCCUGUGCAGACGACCAAAUGCUAGAUCCAGCUGACAACACCAGCUGCAAAGCCAACCCGUCUUACGUACCCCCUCCUCAGUGCCAGCCUGGAGAGUUUGCUUGCAAGAACAACCGCUGCAUCCAGGAGCGCUGGAAGUGUGAUGGAGACAACGACUGUCUGGACAACAGCGACGAGGCUCCUGAGCUUUGCCUGGCUGUGUGAUGGCGACAAUGACUGUGGGAACGACGAGGACGAAUCCAACACCACCUGUUCAGCUCGUACCUGCCCGCCUAAUCAGUACUCGUGUGCUAGUGGCCGCUGCAUCCCUAUUUCCUGGACGUGUGACCUGGACGAUGACUGCGGUGAUCGGUCGGACCGCCCGGCUACCUGUGCCUACCCCACAUGUUUCCCCCUCACCCAGUUUACCUGCAACAACGGACGCUGCAUCAACAUAAACUGGCGCUGUGAUAAUGAUAACGACUGCGGGGACAACAGUGAUGAGGCAGGCUGUAGUCAUUCCUGCUCCAGCGCUCAGUUCAAGUGUAACAGCGGCCGCUGCAUCCCAGAUUACUGGACCUGUGACGGGGAUAAUGACUGUGGGGACUACAGUGAUGAAACCCACGCAAACUGUACAAAUCAGGCCACACGUCCCCCCGGAGGUUGUCAUACAGAUGAGUUUCAGUGUCGAAUGGACGGCCUGUGCAUCCCCUUGCGUUGGCGCUGCGACGGGGACACUGACUGCAUGGACCUGAGCGAUGAGAAGAACUGUGAGGGCGUCACACACAUGUGCGACCCAGCUGUCAAGUUUGGCUGCAGGGACUCUGCACGCUGUAUCAGCAAAGCCUGGGUGUGCGACGGAGACAGCGACUGUGAGGACAAUUCUGAUGAGGACAACUGUGAAGCGCUGGUGUGUAAGCUCUCUCACCAUGUGUGUGCCAACGACUCCACCAUCUGCCUGCCUGCAGAGAAACUUUGUGAUGGCACUGAUGACUGCCCAGAUGGCUCUGAUGAGAAACUCUGUGACCUCUGUUCACUGGACAAUGGCGACUGCAGCCAUAACUGCACAGUGGCCCCUGGCGAGGGGGUGAUCUGUUCCUGUCCACUGGGCAUGGAGCUAGGGUCCGACAACAAGACCUGUCAAAUCCAGAGCUUCUGCGCCAAACACCUUAAGUGCAGUCAACGCUGCGAACAGGACAAGUUUAGUGUAAAAUGUUCUUGUUACGAGGGCUGGGAACUGGAGCCUGACAUGGAGAACUGCAAAAGCACGGAUCCUUUUAAACCCUUUAUCAUUUUCUCAAACCGCCACGAGAUCCGCCGCAUUGAUCUGAAUAAAGGAGAGUUCAGUGUGUUGGUACCAGGUCUGAGGAACACCAUUGCCCUCGACUUCCAUCUCAGCCAGAGCGCCCUCUAUUGGACUGACGUGGUGGAAGACAAGAUCUAUCGUGGCAAGCUGUCUGAGAAUGGAGCUUUAACCAGCUUUGAUGUGGUGAUCCAGUAUGGCCUGGCUACCCCUGAGGGCUUGGCAGUGGACUGGAUAGCAGGAAACAUUUACUGGGUGGAAAGCAACCUGGAUCAGAUAGAGGUGGCUAAGUUGGAUGGCACCAUGAGGACCACGCUGCUGGCUGGGGAGGUGGAACACCCUCGAGCUAUAGCUCUAGAUCCCCGGGAUGGAAUCCUCUUCUGGACAGACUGGGAUGCCAGCUUGCCCAGGAUUGAAGCCGCAUCCAUGAGUGGAGAAGGCAGAAAGACCAUCCAUAAGGAAACUGGCAAUGGGGGCUGGCCAAACGGACUCACUGUGGAUUAUCUUGAGCGCCGCAUCCUCUGGAUUGAUGCCAGGUCUGAUGCUAUUUAUUCAGCCAAGUAUGAUGGUUCUGGGCUGAUCGAGGUCCUGAGGGGACAUGAGUAUCUGUCACAUCCCUUUGCCGUCACUAUGUAUGGCGGAGAGGUGUACUGGACGGACUGGAGGACCAACACACUAGCCAAGGCAAACAAGUGGACAGGAAGCAACGUCACUGUUGUCCAGAGAACCAACACACAGCCUUUUGACCUUCAGGUGUACCAUCCAUCCCGGCAGCCGCAGGCUCCUAACCCAUGUGCGGCUAAAGAUGGCAAGGAUCCCUGCUCUCAUCUAUGUCUCAUUAACUACAAUCAGACAUUCUCGUGUGCCUGUCCUCACCUCAUGAAGCUGGGCCCUGACAAGCGCACUUGCUAUGAGUCUCGUCAGUUCCUGCUGUAUGCUCGCCAGAUUGAGAUCAGAGGGGUGGACAUAGAUAACCCAUACUACAACUACAUCAUCUCCUUCACUGUGCCUGGACAUUUCGACAACGUGGGACCGGUGCGUGGACUACGGACGCUCUGGGUGAGCACCCGGUAUCUCACUGUCAGCAUUAGAUUCAUUAAUGGCUUGUGGUGUUUAUUUUUAUUUUCUUCAGAUCUGCCCAACGCUCACCGGCUUGCAGGAUGGGUGUCCAGAAACCUGUUAUGGACCAGUUAUACUGCCAAUAAAAAGCAGAUUAAUGUUGCCAGACUUGAUGGUUCCUCAAAUGCUGUCAUGCAGGGCCUGGACACCACAUGCUGGUGCUGCUCAAUACUGGGGGGGAAACUCUACUGGACAGAUGGGGACACCAUCAACAUCGCCAACACAGACGGCAGCAACCGCAGCGUCCUCUUCACCAACCAGAAAGGACCUGUUGGUCUCUCCAUUGACUUUGACACUGAGCAGCUGUACUGGAUCAGCUCCGGAAACAGCACCAUCAACCGCUGUAAACUGGACGGCUCUGGACUGGAAGUGCUUGAGGGAGCAAAGGGCAAGCUCACCAAGGCUACUGCCCUGGCCAUCAUGGGAGAGAAGUUAUGGUGGGCAGACCAAGGAACUGACCAGAUAGGGACCUGCGACAAGAAGGACGGUGGCAGCUGGAAAGUCCUGAGGAACAGCACGUCCCCCAUGAUGCACAUGAAAAUCUACAAUGAAACUGUGCAGAAAGGCACCAAUCUCUGCAGUAAUAACAAUGGAGACUGUUCCCAGCUGUGUCUCCCCACCUCCCCAACCACCAGAGCCUGCAUGUGCACUGCAGGAUACAGCCUGCGCACAGGCCAGCAGUCUUGUGAGGGUGUUGGCUCUUUCCUUCUGUACUCUGUGCAUGAAGGCAUACGUGGUAUUCCUUUGGACCCAUCAGAUAAGUCUGAUGCGCUGGUACCAGUGUCAGGCACAUCCCUGGCUGUUGGCAUAGAUUUUCACGCCGACAAUGACACUAUCUACUGGGUGGACAUGGGCCUGAGCACCAUUAGCAGGGCCAAGAGAGACCAGACCUGGAGAGAGGACGUGGUCACUAAUGGCAUCGGCAGAGUGGAGGGUAUCGCUGUCGACUGGAUAGCAGGAAACAUCUACUGGACAGAUCAAGGCUUUGAUGUGAUAGAGGUGGCCAGACUGAACGGCUCCUUCCGCUAUGUGGUGAUCUCCCAGGGCCUGGACAAGCCUCGCGCCAUCACUGUCCAUCCUGAGAAAGGCUACCUGUUCUGGACAGAGUGGGGCCAGUAUCCGCGUAUUGAACGGUCUCGUCUGGAUGGCUCUCAGAGGGCUGUCCUGGUCAAUGUCAGUAUCAGCUGGCCCAACGGCAUCUCCAUUGACUACGAGGAGAGUCUGCUGUACUGGUGUGAUGCUAGGACGGACAAGAUUGAGCGUAUCAACCUAGAGACUGGAGAGAACAGGGAAGUGGUGCUGGCCAACAACAACAUGGACAUGUUCUCUGUGUCUGUGUUUGAGAGUUACAUCUAUUGGAGUGACAGGACACAUGCUAAUGGCUCCAUAAAGAGAGGUAGCAAGGACAACGCCACAGACUCUGUGUCUCUGAGGACUGGUAUUGGGGUGCAGCUCAAAGAUAUUAAGGUUUUCAACAGGGCCAGGCAGCAAGGAACAAACGUGUGCAAAGACAACAAUGGCGGGUGCCAGCAGCUUUGUCUUUUCCGUGGCAACGGACAGCGUACAUGUGCCUGUGCCCAUGGCAUGCUAGCUGAAGACGGCCGCAGCUGCCGAGACUAUGAUGGCUACCUGCUCUACUCAGAGCGCACUAUACUAAAGAGCGUCCACCUGUCAGAUGAAAACAACCUGAAUGCGCCCAUUAAACCAUUUGAGGACCCCGAGCACAUGAAGAACGUCAUUGCACUCACUUUUGAUUACAGAGGGGGUGGUGGAAAGGGAGCUAACCGUAUCUUCUUCAGUGACAUCCACUUUGGCAACAUCCAGCGGAUCAGUGACGACGGAUCUGACCGCAGGACUGUGGUAGAGAAUGUUGGCUCUGUGGAGGGCUUGGCCUACCACAGGGGUUGGGAUAUGCUGUACUGGACCAGCUACACUACCUCAACUAUCACCCGCCACACCGUGGAUCAGAGUCGAUGGGGCGCCGUUGACAGGCACACCGUGGUCACCAUGUCAGGAGAUGACCACCCCAGAGCCUUUGUACUUGAUGAGUGUCAGAGCCUCAUGUUUUGGACCAACUGGAAUGAGCAGUCUCCCAGUAUCAUGCGUGCCACACUGACUGGUGCCAAUGUCCUUGUGAUCAUUGGCAAUGACAUCCGAACCCCUAACGGCCUGGCCAUAGACCACCGUGCUGAAAAACUUUAUUUCUCUGACGCCACACUAGACAAGAUAGAACGCUGCGAGUACGACGGCACCCGGCGCUACGUGGUGUUGAAGAAUGAGCCGGUGCAUCCGUUUGGCCUGGCUGUGUAUGGGGACUACAUCUUCUGGACUGACUGGGUGAGGAGGGCGGUGCUUCGGGCUGACAAAUACACUGGAGGAGACAUGAAGGUGCUGCGUGCUGACAUACCUCAGCAGCCAAUGGGAAUCGUCGCUGUGGCCAACGACACCAAUAGCUGUGAAUUUUCUCUGUGCCGUGUUAACAAUGGAGGGUGUCAGGACCUGUGUUUGCUGACUUCUGAGGGAAGGGUCAACUGCAGUUGCCGUGGUGACAGGAAGCUUUUGGAGGACAACACAUGCAUAGCCCUCAACACUACAUGUAACAACAUUGAUGAGUUUGAGUGUGGAAAUGGAGACUGUGUUAACUACACCCUGACUUGUGAUGGCAUGGCCCACUGCAAGGACAAGUCUGAUGAGAAACAGUCCUAUUGUGCCAACCGUGUGUGUAAGAAGGGCUACAGGCGGUGUGUGAAUGGCCGCUGUGUGGGGCAUAGCUUUUGGUGCAACGGGCAGGAUAACUGUGGAGACAAUUCUGAUGAAGUCUUCUGUAACACCACACUCUGCUCAGCUGAUCAGUUCCAGUGCAGAGACGGAGGCUGCAUCUCUAACUCCAGCAAGUGUAACCAGAAAGUGGACUGCGAGGAUGCUAGUGAUGAGACGAACUGCACUGCCACGGAUUGUUCCAGUUACUUCCAUCUGGGAGUGAAGGGAGUGACAUUUCAGAAGUGCGAGUUCACCACACUCUGCUUUGCCCCUUCGUGGCAGUGUGAUGGAGCUAAUGACUGUGGAGACUUCUCUGAUGAAAGAAAUUGCCCAGGGAGUGGGAAAACAAAGUGUCCUACGCCCUACUUUGCCUGUCCUAGCGGACGUUGUAUCCCCAUGAGCUGGACAUGUGAUAAGGAGAAUGACUGUGAGAACGGUGCAGACGAGGCUCACUGUGACAAAUUCUGCUUGGCCUCUCAGUUUGAGUGUGGGAACCACCGCUGCAUUCCCAACCGCUGGGUGUGUGACGGGGCCGACGACUGUGGUGACAGCAGUGACGAGGACAGCAAGUGCAAGACAAAAACCUGCAGUCCCGAGGCGUUCCAGUGUCCUGGAUCACAUAUGUGUAUCCCUCAGGGUUGGAAGUGUGACGGAGACAAAGACUGUCCUGACGGGGCUGACGAGAGUGUCAAAGCUGGCUGUGUAUUCAACAACACGUGCAGCAGCAAUGAGUUCAUGUGCCAGAACCGACAGUGUAUCCCCAAGCACUUUGUGUGUGACCAUGACAACGACUGCAGUGACGGCUCUGACGAGUCCCAGGAGUGUGAAUAUCCGACAUGUGGAGCCAAUGAGUUCCGCUGUGCCAACGGGCGCUGCCUCAUCCAGAGUUCAUGGGAGUGUGAUGGAGACUUUGACUGCCAUGACCACUCAGAUGAAGCCCCCAAGAACCCACACUGCACUGGGCAAGAGAAGAAAUGCAACGAUACGGCUUAUGCCUGCAACAAUGGAAACUGUGUCAAUGAGACACUGCUCUGUGACCAUAAGGACGACUGCGGCGAUGGCUCAGAUGAGCUGAACUGCUUUAUCAACGAGUGCCUGAACAACAAACUGAGUGGCUGCUCCCAGCUCUGUGAAGACCUUAAAAUAGGCUUUAAGUGCAGAUGCCACCCCGGCUUCCGUCUGAAAGACGAUGGGAAGACGUGUGUCGACAUAGAUGAGUGCACGACCACCUAUCCCUGCACGCAGCGUUGCAUCAACACACACGGCAGCUUCCACUGUUUGUGUGUGGAGGGUUUCCAGCUUAGCCCUGAAAACCCUACCAUAUGCAAAUCCACCUCAGAUGAGGAACCUUUCCUGAUCUUUGCCAACCGUUACUAUCUGAGGAAGCUGAAUUUAGAUGGCUCCAACUACACACUGCUCAAACAGGGCUUGAACAAUGCUGUGGCUCUGGACUUCGACUAUCGCCAGCAGAUGAUUUAUUGGACAGAUGUGACCACCCAAGGCAGCAUGAUCCGACGCAUGCGCAUAAACGGCAGCGAUGUUCAGGUCCUUCAUCGCACAUCACUCAGCAACCCAGAUGGUCUGGCAGUCGACUGGGUAGGAGGAAACCUGUACUGGUGCGAUAAGGGACGGGACACUAUCGAGGUGUCAAAGCUGAAUGGAGCGUACCGAACAGUUCUGGUCAACAGCGGCCUGAGGGAGCCACGUGCUGUGGCUGUGGACGUACGUUAUGGGUACUUAUACUGGUCAGACUGGGGUGACAGUCCGCACAUAGGGAGGAUCGGGAUGGAUGGCACCAACAGGAGUGUCAUUGUAGAGGAUAAGAUCACCUGGCCCAAUGGCCUGACGCUGGACUUUGUCAAUGACCGCAUUUACUGGGCCGAUGCUCGAGAGGACUACAUCGCAUUUGCCAGCCUGGAUGGAACCAACAGACACACAAUUCUGGUUCAGGAUAUCCCCCACAUCUUUGCUAUGACUCUGUUUGAGGAGUACAUCUACUGGACGGACUGGGAAACAAAGUCCAUCAACAGAGCUCAUAAAACACUAGGAAUCAACAAGACCGUGCUGAUCAGCACCUUACACAGACCGAUGGACGUCCACAUUUAUCACCCGUACCGACAACCUGAAGUGGCCAACCACCCGUGCCAAAUCAACAAUGGAGGCUGCAGUAACCUGUGUCUGCUCUCACCUGGAGGAGGCUACAAGUGUGCCUGCCCCACUAACUUCUAUCUAGCAGCUGAUGGCAAACAGUGCUUGUCCAACUGCACUGCAAGUCAGUUUGUCUGCAAAAAUGACAAGUGCAUUCCAUUUUGGUGGAAGUGUGACACUGAAGAUGAUUGUGGGGACCGCUCAGAUGAACCUGCACAUUGCCCUGAGUUUAAGUGCAGACCAGGUCAGUUCCAAUGUGGUACAGGCAUCUGCACCAACCCAGCCUACAUCUGUGAUGGAGACAAUGACUGCCAAGACAACUCUGAUGAGGCCAACUGCGACAUCCAUGUGUGCCUGCCAAGUCAGUUUAAAUGUACCCACCCAAGUCGAUGCAUCCCUGGCAUCUUCCGUUGCAAUGGACAGGACAACUGUGGAGAGGGAGAGGAUGAGAAGGACUGUCCGGAAGUGACAUGCGCCCCCAACCAGUUCCAGUGUGCCAUCACUAAGCGCUGCAUCCCACGGGUGUGGGUGUGUGACAGGGACAAUGACUGUGUGGAUGGAUCUGAUGAGCCUGCCAACUGCACUCAAAUGACUUGUGGUGUGGAUGAGUUCCGCUGCAAGGACUCGGGGCGCUGCAUCCCAGCACGCUGGAAGUGUGACGGAGAGGAUGACUGCGGAGACGCUUCAGAUGAACCCAAGGAAGAGUGUGACGAACGAACAUGUGAGCCGUACCAGUUCCGCUGUAAGAACAACCGCUGCGUGCCUGGACGCUGGCAGUGUGACUACGACAAUGACUGUGGGGACAACUCUGAUGAAGACAAGUGUGUGCCUCGUCAGUGUUCAGAGAGUGAGUUUGCCUGUACAAAUGGCCGUUGCAUCGCCGGGCGCUGGAAGUGCGACGGAGACCACGACUGCGCUGAUGGUUCGGAUGAGAAUGGCUGUGAUGUGAAGUGUGACAGUGAUCAGUUCCAGUGCAAAAAUGGCCAUUGCAUCCCCAUCCGCUGGCGCUGUGAUGCUGAUGCUGACUGUGUGGAUGGCAGUGAUGAGGAGACAUGCGACAGUGGUAUGGGUAGACACUGCCCCCUGGAUGAGUUCCAGUGCAACAACACUCUUUGUAAACCCCUGGGCUGGAAGUGUGACGGCGAGGAUGACUGUGGCGACAACUCAGAUGAGAAUCCAGAAGAGUGCGUUAAAUUCCAGUGUCCACCCAUGAGACAGUUCCGCUGUCAUAAUGAUCGAGUGUGUCUACCGGUGUCAAAACGCUGUGAUGGCGUCAACAACUGUGGGGACAACAGUGAUGAAGCAAACUGCCUGCCUCCUUCACCACCAAUAUGUCAAAAGGAUGAGUUCCAGUGCUCUAACGGCCGUUGCAUCAGCACUGUCCUCCGCUGCAACUACUACAACGACUGCGAGGACUAUGGUUCUGAUGAAAUCCACUGCAAUAAGAAAGACACGGUGCUGAAUGACUGCCGCAGUAACAGGACAGUGUGUGGAGACGGAGAUGAAGCUCAUUGUGUGGUGAACGGCACCGACUCUUUCUGCUCCUGCAAACCUGGCUUCCAAUCUAAUGGACGGAACAGAUGUGAAGAUAAAAACGAGUGUAAGCAGUUUGGAGUGUGUUCCCACAUCUGCAACAACACUAAGGGAUCCCACAAGUGCAGCUGCCACAAGUACUUCACCAGAAUCAAUGAGACCUGCAAGGCUGAUGCUCCGAGACAAGUGCUUUACAUCGCUGAUGACAGUGAGAUCCGCAGCCUGGACCCUUCCAUGCCAAACUGGCGCUAUGAGCAGAUCUUCCAGGGUGACGCCAACGUGCGCAUUGAUGCCAUGGACCUUCAUGUGAAGACAAACCGCAUUUACUGGACAAACUGGCACACAGGACGCAUUUCUUCCUAUGAUUUGCCUUCUUCCUCCUCCUCCCCCAAUAGCAACCGUAACCGACGCCAGAGUGACUCAAGGGUUACAAACGUAGAGAUCCCUGAUCUGAAGAUGCCCCGUGGCAUUGCAGUGGACUGGGUGGCAGGGAACUUGUACUGGACUGACUCUGGAAGAGACGUCAUUGAGGUGGCCCAGAUAAGUGGAGGACGCCACCGCAAAACUCUCAUCUCCGGCAUGAUCGAUGAGCCUUACGCCAUUGUAGUCGACCCCCAGAGAGGGAAAAUGUACUGGGCAGACUGGGGGAACCACCCAAAGAUUGAAACCGCUGCUAUGGAUGGAACCAUGAGAGAGACGCUGGUGGAGGAAAACAUCCAGUGGCCAACUGGUCUAGCGGUGGACUACUUCAACGAGCGUCUGUACUGGGCCGAUGCUAAACUUUCCUUGAUCUGCAGUGUGAGACUGAAUGGCAGCGAUGCAGUUGUAGCUGUAAACAGCAUUAAGAACAAGCUCCACCACCCCUUCAGCAUCGAUGUAUUCGAGGACUACGUCUAUGGCGUCACCUACAUCAACAACUACGUCUUCCGAGUGAAUAAGUUCGGCAAAGGCCCCAUUGAGAACCUGACAACAGGAAUGAACCACGCCACAGAUAUUGUUUUGUACCACCGCUACAAGCAACCAGAGAUGGCUAAUCCCUGCGACAGGAAGAAAUGUGAAUGGCUGUGUCUGCUGAGCCCCAGUGGACCAGUCUGCACCUGUCCCAAUGGACGCACGCUGGACAACGGCACAUGUGUGGAACUGCCGACUCCCACUCUGUCUCCUCUCUCUCCUCCCAGUGGUCCCUGCUUGGUCCAGUGUAUGAACGGUGGCAGCUGUUUCCUGAAUGCCCACAAGCAACCCAAGUGUCGCUGCCAGCCUAAUUAUGGAGGCGAUCGAUGUGAGAUUGACCAGUGCAGAGACUACUGCAAGAAUGGAGGCACAUGCACACCCUCCCCUACAGGCUCUCCUACCUGUCGAUGCCUGACGGGCUUUACAGGGCCAAACUGUAACCUGCACACCUGUAAGGAUUACUGCAAAAAUGGAGGCAACUGCACAGUCAGUGCCGGAAACCAGCCAACCUGCCACUGCCCCUCUGACUUCCUGGGCGACCAGUGCCAGUACAGAAGUUGCGAAGGCCACUGCCUGAAUAAAGGCACAUGUCUACAGAGUGAAAAUGGCUCCAAACUGUGCCGCUGUUUGCCUCAGUACACUGGCAGCACAUGUGAGAUUGACAAGUGUCAUUAUUGUCGUGACGGCGAGUGUAUCCCCAGCAACAGUUUUACAUCUACAGGGGACUUCACCUGCCGUUGCACAAAUGGAAGAAUCCAGCCCAGCUGUUACACAUGUGAUACAAAUGAGUACUGUGCAAAUGGCCAGUGCUCUAUAAACCCCAUCAACCGCCUUCCAGAGUGCAGAUGUUCACCUGGUUGGGAGGGGCAUCGCUGUGAGUCUGUGGCCACCAGUGGAGGUGCCUCAGGUUCAAGCGGGCGCACAGCCUCCAUAGUGAUCCCUGUGCUGCUACUGUUGCUGCUGGUUCUGCUGGCUGCAGGAGCGUUGUUCUGGUAUAGAAGAAGGAUGAGAGGGGCCAAGGGCUUCCAGCACCAAAGGAUGACCAACGGGGCCAUGAAUGUUGAGAUUGGAAACCCUGCCUACAAGAUCUACGAGGGCGAGCCUGAUGACGACGCCGGGGAGCUGCUGGACGCAGACUUCACCCUGGACCCAGACAAGCCCACCAACUUCACAAACCCAGUAUAUGCCACUCUGUACAUGGGAGCACACAACAGUCGCAACUCUCUGGCCAGCACAGAUGAGAAGAAGGAGUUGCUAUCACGCGGAGAUGAGGAGCCCCUUGUGGACCCCCUGGCAUAGACUUUCCAUUGGCCUGGAUCACGCUACUCCAAACACACCCCUCUUCUUGCCUUUAAAGAAAAAACUAAACAAAAAAAAUUCGAUAAAGUGUGAAAGAAAAUUGAUAAAAAGUGUGAACACUGUAUAAAAUGUACAAAAAUGAAGGACUACUUUUGUAUGUGAUUGCAGUAUUAUAUUUUGUUCUUUUGAGAUUCUUCUGGUCAAAAAUGAAUAACAUUUUCUAUGAGAGAUUUUUAAUUUACACUUUGUCCCUUACCCUUUACCUAAAUAGCCACUACCUCUGUGCAAAAUGAAAUGGAAACAAGAAAAUCAGAAGAAAAGAUGCUAUCAUUGGAGCAAUUUUAAUUUUUUAUUUUUGUAUGAAUUGUAUAGAGAAGAAAAAACAUUGUUCCAUUUCACCAGUGCCAACUGUUUGUUGUUUGUGUUGACUUUGAGCGGGAAAGGCAAAACUCAAAGUUUUCUAAAUCGGUACAUAUGUUGUCUCGCUGGAUUUCUUAGCGAGAUUGUGUGAGACAGAUUUGUGAUAGCACCGUUUGUGUAUAGCACAUGUAAAAUGUCAAUACCAGGUGGCAACUACAGUAUUUCCACAUAUUUUUUUCUCAGAGAACAAUGUUCAUGAAAUGAUUGUGUUGUCUUCCUUGCACAGAAUUAAUAUUUUACGGUAUAGUGUAUACUGUAGGCUUUAUACCGUAAGAUGUAAAGCAGGUAUGUUUGUUUUUAUCACAUUGUAUGACAGUUGGAGCUCAUGUGUUGCUGAAGUGAGAGGAUGAUAGUUGUUUCGGUGUGUGAUUAUGGAGCUGGAAAGUAAGGAAGUUGGUCAUGGGUUAAACAUUCCAGGCAGAGUGGUGGGUGGAGAUUGCAGGUGUAAAGAGAUGAUGAGGGUGAAUGCCUUCAUCGGGGGGCUAUUGGCGUACAUGUGCGUAUAUGCCACAACUGGCUAAUGAGGAGACGGCCAUAGCAGAUACAACUUUGAUAGACGGGGUAAUGCCUGUACCAUUUAGUUGUCUGUUACUUCCUCCAGAAGGAAAGGGAGGCUGCAAUUGUGGUAAAACGGAAGGAAAAAAGAUGAUCGAGAUGGGUCUUUUACUUGUCUUUUAUUUCUUUUUUUUUUUGUAAAGACC